This is a messenger RNA of Ophidiomyces ophidiicola, 1479 nucleotides long. It is a transcript of the gene DBP5, whose product is annotated as RNA helicase required for poly(A+) mRNA export. The coding region runs from base 1 to 1479 and encodes 492 amino acids. Lineage: Eukaryota; Fungi; Ascomycota; Eurotiomycetes; Onygenales; Onygenaceae. Gene Ontology annotation, cellular component: nucleus; cytoplasmic stress granule. The transcript has 6 exons. Gene Ontology annotation, molecular function: RNA binding; ATP binding; RNA helicase activity. The record is from RefSeq and is a predicted model, not a curated record. Gene Ontology annotation, biological process: poly(A)+ mRNA export from nucleus.
AUGGCGUCUGAAAACACAGAAACCCCCACUGUACCGGCUGGCGGGCCACUUGCAUCUCGGAUCUCAAUGCCGGAAACAAAAGAUGACCCUCCUGCUACAGAGCCCAAAGCACCAGAAGAAACAGAUGCCGGCAAGACCACUUCGAUCCCCCAAGUCGAUGGCGCCUCCGGGCCUCAACAAGGCUCCGACCUUCAAGACUCGGAAUAUGAUGUCAGCGUUAAGCUUAGCGAUAUGCAGGCGGACCCUAAUAACCCCCUUUACUCUAUUAAGUCCUUCGAGGAGCUCGGCCUUGCCCCUCCUAUACAAAAGGGUCUCUCUACAAUGAACUUCCGCCGUCCUUCAAAGAUCCAAGAAAGAGCUUUGCCGCUUCUAAUGGCUAAUCCUCCAACAAAUAUGAUCGGCCAAUCGCAAUCCGGUACUGGAAAGACAGCCGCAUUCGUGCUAAACGUUCUAAGUCGUCUUGAUUUAAGUCCAGAGAACCAAGCUAUUCCCCAGGCGCUUGUUCUUGCACCAAGUCGAGAGUUAGCGCGACAGAUUGUUGGUGUUAUUCAAGCUAUGGGUGCUUUCAUUGAAGGACUCCACGUGGCGACUGCUGUUCCCAUGGAGCUGAAUCGAAACCAAAGCGUACAGGCAUCUGUGGUUGUUGGAACCCCGGGAACUGUUCAGGAUCUUAUCAAGAAGCGACUCUUCAAUACACAACAUUUGAGAGUUUUGGUAUUGGACGAAGCCGAUAACAUGUUGGACCAACAAGGCCUUGGAGAUCAAUGUAUUCGUGUUAAAGGUUUACUCCCCAGAACCAUUCAAGUGGUUUUGUUUUCUGCCACCUUCCCUGACCACGUCGUUCGCUACGCAAACAAAUUCGCGCCAAAUGCCAAUCAGCUCACUCUCAAACAUGAAGAACUCACAGUGGAGGGUAUUAAACAGUUCUACUUGGAUUGUGAAUCUGAUCAGCACAAAUAUGAAAUUUUAGUCAAAUUCUACGGACUUAUGACAGUUGGAUCUUCCAUCAUUUUCGUGAAGACGCGUACUUCGGCAGCAGAGAUCGAACGACGUAUGGUUGCAGAGGGUCAUACGGUUGUCUCAUUGACCGGUGGCAUCGAAGGCCAAAAACGUGAUGAAAUUAUUGACCGCUUCCGGAAUGGUUCUGCAAAAGUUCUCAUUACAACUAAUGUGCUUGCCCGAGGAAUCGAUGUCUCAACAGUUUCCAUGGUUAUUAACUACGAUAUCCCGGAAAUACAUCAACCUGGGCAUCAUCAACGCAUGGCCGAUGCUCAGACUUACCUGCACCGUAUUGGGCGAACUGGCCGCUUUGGUCGCGUCGGUGUUGCCGUAUCUUUUGUCUCUAAUAGAGAUGAAUGGCAGAUGCUCCAGGACAUCCAGAAAUAUUUUGACACCAACAUUGAGCGCGUUGACGCACGCGACUGGGAUGACGUAGAAGCCAAAGUUAAGAAGAUCAUCAAACCAUCGGCCAGACGUUAA